Astrephomene gubernaculifera is the source of this 372-nucleotide messenger RNA. The record is from the annotation of a GenBank genome assembly. NCBI's taxonomy places the organism in Eukaryota, Viridiplantae, Chlorophyta, Chlorophyceae, Chlamydomonadales, Astrephomenaceae.
GGGGCAGCGGCCAAGUUGGAGGCCUCCUCGUAUGACCUGGUGGUCACCGCCAUGACGGGCGCAGCUACUGCCCGCCUCAUCGCCAACAGCAACAUCACGGGCAGCAACAGCAGCAGCAUCAUAAGUAGCAGCAACCGUGGUGGUAGCAGUGAAGGCGCCAGCACCGGCAGCAGCACCGGCAGCAGCACCGGCAGCAGCACCGGCAGCAGCAGCAGCAGCAGCAGCAGCACCGGCAGCAGCAGCAGCACCGGCAGCAGCAGCAGCAGCAGCAGCAGCAGCAGCGCCCCCGUGGCUCCCGAAGUGGUGUCGGCCGCCGCUGACAUCCGCUCCAACACCUGCUGGGUGCUCAUGCUGGCGCUCAACAUGCGCAUG